This is a messenger RNA of Camponotus floridanus (Florida carpenter ant), 697 nucleotides long. RefSeq lists its product as uncharacterized. Lineage: Eukaryota; Metazoa; Arthropoda; Insecta; Hymenoptera; Formicidae. The transcript is spliced from 3 exons. The coding region runs from base 203 to 697 and encodes 164 amino acids. The record is from RefSeq and is a predicted model, not a curated record.
AAUAGAAGAAUAAAAAAAGAAUAUGACUCUUUAUUGGAGAUGCCUGGUAGUUCAAGUUGUGAGACUGAAAAAAUAACUGUGAAGGAAGUGAUAAAAUCAAAAACUGAUGGAGAAUAUGCGGAUAAUGUAAAAUUAUUAAAUAAUUUACAAGCAGUUAUCACAAGUGAAAGUGAUGAUUGUAAUAAUGAUGUAGUCAGCUCACAUGGAAUCAGAUGUUAAUGAAGAAACUUCAACAGAAAAUAAUACUUCAACAGAUAAUGAUGAAUUGUAUGAUAUUCCACAAAGUAAGAAAACAAUUGACUUGAAAGAACAGAUGGCACGAUGGAUUUGCCAUUAUAAUGUAACUCAUACAGCAGCAGGAGCUCUAUUAAAGGCAUUUAAUAAAUUAUUAGAUGAUGAUGCAGGAGCACGUAAUCAAUAUAAAAAGAUGAUUCAGAUCAGAGGUGGCAGAGAUGUUAAGAAACAUAUCCGUCAAAUACUAAUCACCAUAUUAAACGACGAUUUGGCAUGCAAACUAUCGUGGACAGGUCAAAAAAAAACGAUCGGAGUCAAAGACAUGAAAUUUGUUGAUGUUUUUGUAGAAGCCAUGAUCGCUUCGGAGGCUUGCACCAUUCAUGAGGUCCAGACAAUAAUACAAAGCUGGCUUCAGCAUGCCGGUGAUCGCGUUCGAUACCAUGAAAAAAAACACAAUGCAUAA